Molecule: messenger RNA, 3043 nt
Organism: Aspergillus ibericus CBS 121593
Lineage: Eukaryota; Fungi; Ascomycota; Eurotiomycetes; Eurotiales; Aspergillaceae
Product: putative C6 finger domain protein
Exons: 6
Coding region: 270-2681 (803 amino acids)
Cellular component (GO): nucleus
Molecular function (GO): DNA-binding transcription factor activity, RNA polymerase II-specific; zinc ion binding
Source: RefSeq, a predicted model, not a curated record
CCUCGUCCCCGAAUCGACAUCAGAUUCGGUGCGAAGGACUGUCUGCCAUUCGGUCGCGAGAUCAUGUUUGCUGAGUCCUGCUCGUCGCCGUCGGCCUUCGGCGCUAACCCUUUCGAAAUUCUCCCCGCCCAGGUAAUUUUAGCCUGUAAAACCUUGCCUGCUGUUCGCGCGUCUUCCGUCCUUCAACUCUCUCCCUCCUCCAUCAUCCGGAGCAUCGCUCCACCAUCCACCCCCGGUCUUCUCUGGCGCUUCCAUCCUCUCCUGCCACGAUGAACUCCCGCGAGCACGCCGAUAUGCCUCCGGCUCCUUCCUACCCAUCCCCCAACGCGGCGCAGAUGGGCCAGGGCGCCAUGCAGUACUACAACCGCCAGCUGACCGCCGACGAACUCCUGUCCGCCGAACUUUCGCGCGAAACCUCUGGCCCCGGCCUCGCCGACGGCUCCAGCAAUGGCGUCCACCAUGGUCAGUCGAUGGUUUUGGGCUCGUCCAAUCCUGGUGGUGCUGAUAUGGGCCGUCCGUCAUCUCCCGACCAGCACCAACAACAACACAUGCUCCAAUUCACCCCCAGCCAGCAAGUGGGUGUCGACCCCAAUCACGACCUGAGCUACGGAGACCAGAGCGCGAGACGGAAGAGAUCCAAGAUCUCCCGCGCGUGCGAUGAAUGCAGGCGCAAAAAGGUUCGUUGCGAUGCGAGCUCCGAAUCCGGUGUCGAGACUUGUUCGAACUGUCGCCGGCUUGGUGUCGUAUGCCAGUUCAGUCGUGUGCCCAUGAAGCGUGGUCCCAGCAAAGGUUACAUCAAAGAACUCGCCGAACGACUACAUACCCUCGAAAGCCAGAUGCAGCCUGCCAUGGUCCAUCCUGAUAUGCCAUACCAGACGAUGAACGAGGUCUCUUCUCCGAGGGCCUAUCAGGACUUUUCGCCACCAAUGGACGCUGGCCCAAUUGGUCGCAAGAGGACAUACUCAGUAUUCGAAGGGCUCCCCAGCUCAUCGUUUGCGCAGCCGCCCUUCAACCCUCGCUCUCAGAAUGCGUUUGAAGCUGCAGAGAGCUCCACGGACCCUUGCAAUCCCUCGGUUGUGAACCAUACUGCGCCCAAGCCUGGGAAUUUGUUCUGGUCAACGGGCAAUGAGACCGAGUUGCCGCCUGGCCUCGAGAUACCCGAAGUGCCUAAACAGGCCUUGGAUGAAGACAUGACGCCCUUGGACGUGGAUGAGAGCGCUCUCAAUGCUUACUAUCAAAAGAUUCACCCGGUACUUCCUAUCCUGCCCCACUCCAAAGAACGUCUCCUCGAGCUUCUACACCAAUGCAGUCGCGAGGUGCAGGAGAUAUUCUCGUACAGUCUCUUCACGGUGACACGUACCAAUAUGGAUCGUGUGACGGGCCUCUUUGAAAGGGUAACCUCGUUCGAUAACGCGCAGGAUCUUCUCCUGUACUACACCCGACAACCGGCUCUAGUGCGCCCAGCAGGCGUGAACUUGAUCUGGCUUCAGACCUUGCUUCUCAUGAUCCUUGACUGUGAUUCACGAGGACCAGACAACUUUGUGAUGAAAGAUGGCGUGCCAAAGCACAGUCUCAUCCACUCUGCUACCAAGCUUGGCUCCGACAUGGCGAAGGCGCUCGGUCAAUUGAAGACCAAGCGAUCGUCAGAUCCAGAUGUUGAUUCCGACGCAAACCUUGUGAGACGCAGUUGGGUAUCUCUAGCCAUUCUGAGCCGCUGGUAUUCAAUUAGUGUGGCUGAUCCUAGUGUUCUGGGCACCUUUGAGAUCGGUGGACGGGAGGACGAAAGGGUCCUCGGCUCAGCCACGGCGGGGAUUGGCUCAUACUCCACAUUCCUUGUUGAGAUGGUUACACUUGCCGCCCAGGAAAACAAUAUAUGCCAGACGAACACAGGGCUGGGCCGUAUGGUUGCGGCGAACUUGGUCGCAUCGCUCGAGCGUCUAAGUGAGAUUGGAGAUUUCCGCAAGCCUCACGAGCACCCAGAGGACGGCACACCUUACGGAUUUUUCGAAAGUUUACAGAACCAGCUGUACUGGACUGUGCGGUUGUUGAUCAAACGCCACAUCUUCGUCUAUAGCCCUUAUGAAAUCAUCUACGCCGCCGAGGAGGUCAUCAACGAGCUACACAAGGCGAGCAUGCAGUCCCGACUAUCCACGCCGUUUGAUCUGCAUAGUUUGGCUUUGGCGUCCAUGACACUUCUCGAGGCCACUGUGCUUCCGGAACACUCGAACCAAUGCUGGGAGGCACUCAAGAAGGUCGAAGAGAUCCUGGACUACCGCUCCAAACGGACCACCGAGUCCGGGGAGUUCGGUGACAUCUUCGGCACUCCAGGCUGGGAUGCGAAAAUCCGCGUCUUCCUCGAAUGGCGACGCACGAAAGCGCAAGAAAACCAGCUGCAGGAUCCCAGCCUCGGCAAGAGCGGUUCUGCCGCCCCGCCAGUGAUGGGACCCAACGAGCAGCGCUCCCUUCAGCACCUCGCUGACCUGGCCGUGGGUGCAGAGGGCCAGGUGGCCGCCAACGCCUCUCCGCCCCCUGCCAUGUCCUCGGCCGAGCACAACAUGAACGCCACUUCCCCCAACCUCGCCCCUCAACCGCAAGGUCACAUGGUCGUCGACUUCACCCUUCUCACCAAGGAAGGCUACCUGAACGUGUUCUCCGGGUUGAUUUACCGUCGGACUCGGUAGCCCUGGGGUACAGUACAGACACUAAGAUUGCACAAGUGUAUUCUUCGUAAUGGUUCCUUUGGAAAAUUGAAUCUGUUUUUUUGAGCUGGAAGUUCUCUUCUCAUAUAUCCCCCAGAAAAGAAACUUAUCAAGGUUACCUCCCUAUUUUUCUUAAUGGUUGUUUUUCCAUGACUAGCGUAUUCUUUUCUAAGGCCCGUGUAUUUUUAUCUUUCCUUUCUCUCAAUGGAUAACCUACUUGCUUGUCGUUAGAUUCAUCUCUAUCGAUGUGUUUUACGGGCCGAUGGAUUUGUGCGUCGGCUCUUUAAAUAUGAUAUUAAUUAGCAGUACAAUCUGUAUCUUUUUUCCUUUAUCAAUAAAUCAUC